AUGCAUCUUGAGAAAAUCACAGCUGCAGAAGCUACAAAUCUUCAGGUUGCAGAGGAGAAUGCUGCCACCGCCGAGGUUCAAGGCGAUCCGAGGAUUGGGGAGGAUAACGCUGUUAACACUAACUCUCAUGCAAUUCUACAGGAAGCUCUCACGGUUAUGAGGGGGACAGGUUCUUAUGCGACUAAGAAGGAUUCUCUGAUGCUUCUUAUCAGGAAGCAAAAUGAUGUGUUGAAGGAGCUGGGGAGGUCGAGGAAAGAUGUGAAGGAUUCCUUGGACUUACCAAGUUUGGAGGUUGUGCUUUUGACUACUUCAAAUCUUGAUCUGAAGGCCACUGAAAUCUAA
Molecule: messenger RNA, 342 nt
Organism: Oldenlandia corymbosa var. corymbosa
Lineage: Eukaryota; Viridiplantae; Streptophyta; Magnoliopsida; Gentianales; Rubiaceae
Source: the annotation of a GenBank genome assembly